Molecule: messenger RNA, 2443 nt
Organism: Drosophila persimilis
Lineage: Eukaryota; Metazoa; Arthropoda; Insecta; Diptera; Drosophilidae
Gene: ENGase
Exons: 4
Coding region: 21-2066 (681 amino acids)
Biological process (GO): protein deglycosylation
Cellular component (GO): cytoplasm
Molecular function (GO): mannosyl-glycoprotein endo-beta-N-acetylglucosaminidase activity
Source: RefSeq, a predicted model, not a curated record
CAAGUUUAUCGGUGUGCAAAAUGAAGAGGUCUGCAUCCAAUCCGAAAGAUGCAGUCCCCGAUAAAGUACCGGCAAAUAGCGGGGAGGUCAACAAUCACACAGAACAGAACGAUAUCGUCCUGGAUAGCGGCAACAAUUCCGGCAAUUCGGAAACCGGUUGCAAUCAGCACAGCAAAGAAGAGGAACCCCCGCAAAUACCGGCUGUGGUGGUGGAUGAGGAGGAGGAGCAGGAGCAGAAGCAAGAGAUUUUGACGUCAUGCGUGGGAGGGGACCAAAAAGUUUGUCUGGAUGCCAGCACCUGUGGAUGCCCUCAACUGGAGGCGGAAGCGGUGCUGGACAACCGCCAGCUUCUGGCAUUCCAAGUGCGUAGUCGGGACAUUGACUGGCGCCAAUAUGUCCAGCCGCUGGACACGCGCAUCCGCUCUGGCGGAGUGUACCUGGACAAGCAGGCAGACUUUGUCAGCAAUCAUCGACGUGCUGUCGACGACCAGAACAGGCGCGAGCUGCUCGUCUGCCACGACAUGAUGGGCAACUACCUGGAGGAUCGCCACUUCCACAGCUCGGAGAAGUACGAUGACUAUCGCUUUCUCCACUGGUCAGCAGUGGACUACUUCUGCUACUUCAGCCAUAAGUACGUGACCAUUCCGCCCAGCGGCUGGCUGAACGCCGCCCAUCGACAUGGCGUUCCCGUUCUAGGUACCUACAUUGUGGAGGCAGAUAGCCUUCUCGUCGAGGUCCUGGCCAGCGAGGAGAGCGUGGACCGAACCGUGGCCGCCUUGACCCGUCUCUGUCUCCACUUCGGCUUCGAGGGCUGGCUGGUGAACGUCGAAGUGACUGUACCGCAGACAAGCAUGCCCAAUCUGCAUCGAUUUGUCCGAGAGCUGCGCUCUGCCACUGAGUCGCAGGUGCCGCAUGGUCGUGUCUUUUGGUACGACAGCGUGAUCGAAACCGGAGCGUUGCUUUGGCAGAACGAGCUGAACGCACGGAACGUGGACUUCUUCCGGAUCAGCGACGCCAUGCUGAUCAACUAUGCCUGGAACGAUGGCCACCUGGAGCGCAGUGCCAGCCUGGCCAGGCAGGAGGGUUCGCCCCAGCAUCGAGUGUUCAUGGGGCUGGAUGUUUUCGGGCGGAGUCGGAAGGGCGGCUUCCAGAGCCUGGACACGAUGGAGCGGAUUGCCCAGAACGGUUUCUCGGCGGGUAUCUUUGCGCCCGCCUGGUCCUUCGAGACGCUGCGAAACUGGCAAGGCUACGACAUUAGCAAGGCGAACGGCGACGAGGAGGUGAAUGCCGCCUUUCUGAGCAGAAACGAGUCCUGGUGGGCCCGCCUCUGGCCCCUGCUGGCCACCCACCCGUACCAGGCGCUGCCAUUCUACACGGACUUCUGCGUGGGGUCAGGCCAGGCCAGCUUUGUGCGCGGGUCGCGUGAUGCUUCGGCGACGGGCCGACCCUUCUUUAACCUCUCCCGCCAAUCGCUGCAGCCGUCGGUGCCCCUGGACAAGAAUGCCCGGCACUGUUUCCACACGGCCUUCACGGGCGGCAGUUCUCUGGAGGUGAUCAACUACGAGCGUGCCUUCAGGCUCUUCGUCACAGACUUCGUCCUGCCACGGGGUGUGUUGCUGCUGGGCUAUGCCUACCGCAUGGAUGAUGCCAGCAGGGAUCACACCUUUGAUGUGGUCGUGAGGCUCUCGCCCUUCCAACGGCAUAGCCAGGAUUUGUACUUGUUCUGCGGCUCCUACAACACUAACAUUGUGGCUCCGCAUCUUUGCUACAUAUCCCCAAUGGACGAUCCGCUGCCCUCCGGCCUGGCCCCCGUACAACUGCGUCAGAGUUCCGGUCUGCUGGGUGACGGCUGGCGAGUGCGCUACUAUAUGGCUCGGUUCGAUGGACCCGUCGUGGUGAAGGACAUUGGACUGAAGUGCCGGCGAUCGUUGGCGUCCACAUCGGACGCCUAUCUGGGGGCCAUCUAUGUGCAGGGCCUGUUCCAGGAGGAUUGGAUGGCCACGCAAUCCAGCCAGAAGGCUAGCAUCGAUGUUUAUGGCCGCCAGUUAUGGGAGAACCUAACCUAAAGUAACUAACCAUGCUCCCCUCCAUCCUUAACCCCUGUAUAGCUCUUUGUCUUUCUCUUUCUGGCUAACCUCGUGCCUGCCUUCACAGGUGAAACCUUUUCCACCACGAGCAUCUUCUAUCGUUGGAUCACAACUCCUGGCUCAUGGCUCUGUUUCUCCUUUUUUUUAACAUUUCUAUGCACAAGUGAGUCUGCUGUAAAUACUGCUUUUUUUCUAUGACACAUAGGCAUCUUUUAUGCACAGCUGUAUAAUAUUUGCUUUAACCAGAAAUAUUUUAUUAGACAUACCGCUGCAAGAGAACGCUUUUUAGUCAUUCAAAGUAACAAAGUGACAUAUGUAUGUACAUCUAUAAAAUAAAUAACUAACGUAAAUAAAAU